Messenger RNA from Pelobates cultripes (western spadefoot toad), 40235 nucleotides. The record is from the annotation of a GenBank genome assembly. Lineage: Eukaryota; Metazoa; Chordata; Amphibia; Anura; Pelobatidae.
AGUUGUGGUACGAUGCUCUGGAAAAAGUACAGCGGUGGCGGGGAGAGAACCUUCCCAGUGACGAGCAGUGGUUCCAGGUACUCGUGGCCCUGCGCUCCCCUUUCUUAGGAGAGCAACCCGUGGAUGAAUGGAUGUUGGAACUCUGGGAUUUAAUUUGGAAGGAGUUGUGGCUGGAUGCAGCUUACCGGGCAUUAAAGUGGUACGCUACCCAGCGCAACCCCUGGAUGACUAACCACUAUCUGCCCGAGGGAGAGGACUAUAAUGGCCCGGGCUUACUGUGGGAGGCAUUUGAGGAGGGCGAUGACUUUGGAUGCCCCACAGAAUUUCAGGUCUGGGACAUCCACAACAAAAGGGAAACCCUGCUGGAUCUUCCCCGAUCAGACGACCUGGGGCCAGACCUGAUGCAUCUGGUCAAAAGGGAGUGGGAGCUGGAGCAGAACUACCAAUGCCUGUUCAACUUAGCCCAACCACCGUCCCUCGGCCCAGGGGAUUACCUGGACACCAUACCCUCUUCUGUCCAACCAGCCCCAGAGGUGAGCAACCUUAUAGAACAGUCCUGGGAACACACACAGAUGGCAGGUGGAGAUGGGACUGAGGUCUCUCCACCGGCCCUACAGGGAUGCUGGGUAUCCGGCCCACAUCACCAGCUGCAGUGCAUCUCACAGGGAGAGGAGACAACCAGUCUCUCUUCCCAGUGGCAGCCUGAGUUCCAGGAGGAGGUGAUGGUAGAUCCCUCCACCUUACAGCAACCAGCAUCCUGGGGAGGGGAGGCAACCGGCCUCCCUCUCCCACAGCAGUCGGAGAUACCAGAGAUGAGGUACCUCAUAGACUUGUCCUGGGGACACACACAGAUGGCAGGGGGAGAUGGGACCGAGGUCUCUCCACCGGCCCUACAGGGAUGCUGGGUAUCCGGCCCAGAUCCCCAGCGGCGGUGCAUCUCACAAGGAGAGAAGACAACCGGUCUCUCUUCCCAGCAGCGGCCUGAGUUCCAGCAGGAGGUGAUGGUAGAUCCCUCCACCUUACAGCAACCAGCGUCCUGGGGAGUGGGGGCAGCUGGCCUCCCUCUCCCACAGCAGCCGGAGAUACCGGGUGAGGGGGAGAACAACCCUAACCACACUGGCACAGAUGGGACCGCAGUCUCUGUGCCAGUCCUACAGGGAUGCUGGACGGGCGGUCCAGAUCCCCAACUAUCCCUGCAGGGAUACCAGGAGGAGGAGGUAAGCAAGCCCUCUCCUCCACGGCUUCAACCCGAUCGUGUCCUGGGGGCAGUGGAUGAACCUGCAAUACCCACUGAUCCCCUCCCAGCAGAAGAGCUGGCACCUGAGCAGAGCGCUGCUGGCCUCUGCCCUACCCUGGUACCUUGCCCAGAGCCUGACGCCCUGCAGGCUCUCCCAGUGGAAGAGCUGGCACCUGGGCAGAGCACCACUGGUCUUUGCCCCCCAAGUAGCCCCAGCUUUUUCCUUAGCUGCACCAGGGAGACCGAGGAUGCUGAACUGUCCCGCUACAACCUGGGACCUACAGGCCAGUACCGUGUAUUGUGGGGGGGCUACUCUGCUGAUUUUUCUUUGUGCUUGGGCUGCUUGACUAACCUGGGUCCUGACAGACAUAAAGACAGGCAUCUGCGCACCUGGAGAGGACUACUAGCCGGCCUCCUACCAUGGGACCAUGGUCCCGGGGAGGGCUGGCCCUUUAAAUACUGUAUGUAGACUGGCUCACCAAAUGGACUUAUUCUUGGACUAAUGGCGGGAAGUCCCGUCAACCCUACUGGACCAGGAAAGGUCGAACCAAGUUGCCGGAGCAGGGAGAAAAAGGGGGGCCAUUGUGAAGGAUUUUCAUGUACUUACCUGUUUGCCUUCAGUUAUACCUUCUCCCUGCUGUUUAAAUGCCUGUAUCAGUUCGUUUCAAUAUGUAUGGAAUGAAUGUAUUCGUUUACCGAACGGAGACCACACACCCUGGGUAGCAAUCAGCAUUAGAACGCAGAGAAAACCGCGACUUAAUUGCUACUAGGUGGCCGCCAUUCGACAUACGAACACGUGGCGAGAACAAAGGAUGGCGGCCAUCUUAGAACUCACGAAUGCGGUCAGCAGGGCUUACGCAUGAAUUGCCUGGAACUAAUUUCGGCACGGCAAACAUGCGAACGCCCGGUCCCCAUGGAAGUCCUGGAUGAAUACAUUCCCCUCCACGAAUCAAACUGGAGUUCGGAAGAUAGAAUCGACAGAAUGAGGGGAACAUUCACAUGUAACCAGCUGCACCAUACGAACGGUGGUUUUCGUGUAGUUUGAUGCGAACGGAGACUGGCCUUUGCUACUGAUUCUAUGGAACUCUAGAUCGGAUACCUCCACAUGGCGAACCGGUCAAAUUUCCACACGAUGCGACACGGAAACUACCGAACGGAAAUUCGUGAGAUUUGGAUAUAUGACUACCAGUAUCCUCAGCUACCCAGGAAAAAAAUAAUGUUUGUAUGUAAUAUAAAAAGUACUUUUCUGAAAUUGUUGAAAACUGUAAUGUUUCUGGCCAGCAGAUAAUUGAGCUUUGUGUAUUGUAGAAACUCAAUUAUCUAGCCUGGCCCAGAGGACGAGUUUUGUGUUGCAUAAAUUGUGAGUUCUGUGUGCCAGUAAAUCAGACUUGUUCCAGCAUUAAGCCUUGGCUCAUGUGUGGAUUAUUUGGCGAUUACAGCGAUAUUUCUUCUCGUGGAUUAUUGGGAUUACUCUGCUAUUGGGAAAAGGAAAACUAGACGGUGAUAUUGACUACUACCGUCACAAUUACCACUCUAUAGAGGAACACAUUUGUCUACCAGAAGUCAGUAGUCACUGCCUGUAACACUAAUCAAGGCGUGCAACUUUGCUGAAAAUGUAAACUCAUCCCUGCUGACAAACAGUAAAGGAAGUUUUGAUUGUUCCUAUAAUUCCUACAGCCAGGGCAAGGGAGGAGUGAUUGAACUCUACUAUUUCACUGUUAGCACUGCAAUAACAGUUCAGAGAUUGAUAAAGAUUGCUAUAGCAGUUUGAACUAUCAUUAAUUUAAAAAUGAAUGAUUUAAUUGUGCUCAAAUGCACACAUUCUGUUUUACAUUAUGUUGUUAUUUUCAGCAAGAUGCACUGUGUCUGGAAUGGAGAUACAAUAACGCGCAAACCUAAACAAAACAGUAAAGACAUACCUGUCCUUAGAGUGGCUAGGCUAGUGCCUGAGAGAGAUAAAUGCCUGCAAGCAGACAGAGAAUAGACAAGAGACAGGCCUAGGUCUAGCAUACCAGAUAUACACAGAAUCGAUAGUCAGACCAAGGUCAGGAUAAUAAGAGCAAGAUUAUAGUCAAAGAAGUCAAGGUCAGAAAACAGUAACUCUAAUACACUGUAUAAACACAUUCUCAGGUAACAAGAACCAUGAAAAGGAGCAAGGAAAAAAGGACAACCAGGAAGUAUAUAUACCCUAUACUGGGUUUUGAUUGGUUACUCAGGGCCAUGAUGUCACAAGAGUGUAUACAUCAUCAAAAAGUGCCAUAUAUGCUGACAUUUUAAAUGGAGACCAAUGUAAGGGUUCCAUGUCACAUAUGAUGUCAUAAUGAGUCACCAGGAAGCUAGGGAUGAGUGGGUGUACAUCAUAACACAGAAGAGACAUCAUUUCUGUAAUCGCAUGGGACAUGUAUCGUGACACACUUUUAGUAAUGCCUUCAGUGUCAUUAACAGUACCUAUAAGCAAGGAAUUUAUCUCUUUUUGUCAUACCUACUGUAUGUAAGAAAAAAAUAAAUUGUUGCUUUUAUAUUAAUAGUACAGAUGGUAUUGUGACAUAUUGAAAGAUAAAGGCCACUGUAUGCUGUUUAAUGCUUUUCAUUUCCCAAAUAUAUUUUAUAAAGACUGAAUGAAUAAGUGAAAUAUAGCAAUUGUGUAAAUUUACAUAAUUUUAAUUUCUAUGUUUGUCUGCAAAGCAAUUUAUACACACAACUGCUGUGUUAUGAUAUGUUUAGAUGCUAGCUAUGCAUCCCUGGGUCUAAAUGAAUGCUAUGCUAACAUUUUUUACAAUCAAAAUGUGCUCUGUAGUGAAGGGGCUAAUGAAAACCAUUUCUCAUUGGCUUACAUAAUUUAAGAGUAUUUACUCACAUUUUAGUUAGAUUUAUUACUCCACGAACCCAAACCCUUUGUUGAACAGUCCCAGUAUUCUGAUGCCCCAAACUUCCCUCCUAUUGUCCCCCUCCACCCCCAUUUUUUUAUAAUUGCCCCUCUCUCCCACUACCCACAUGCUCUUGAUCUAAAAUGUUGUUCCCAGGAAACAGCAGAGAAUGGAAAUUUAAAAGGAAUGUAGGCAAGCAUGACAAGUCACCAUAUGGGCAGUCGGAACCUUGGACAAAAAACCCCCACAUACCUAUCCCAAUAACACGCUGACACUAGGGUAUAUGGGUCAAAAUUGUCCACAGCUUUUAUUAAACAAAUAUAAUAAUAACAAUAAUAAAAUUAAUAAUAAUAACAAUCAUAAUAAUGAUAAUAAUAAUUUAACAUAUAAACAUGGGUCAUUGUCCCCAUACUCCGCCCUUGCAUCCGUAUCCUUCUUUUAAUAUAAAAGGCAAUGACUCCAACAUAACUAACACAUAUAUAUAUAUAUAUAACAAUUUUCAACCUUACUCCAACAUAACAAAUUUAAGUGCCAACCAUAAGUAACCCGGAUACCCCUACCCCACCAGGUUCUGAGCCACCUCCAGGACUCGAAACCUACCAACCACCAGUGACCACAAUUUUUCCAUGUUCAUCACGUUCCUAAUGGGAGCCUAUUGCCUCUUCCUCAGCUCCCUAUCCCGCCGCUGUGACAAAACGGGAUUACCCCCAUUUAACCAAAUCCUAGGGAGGGUGGGUGGGACAAACUCGACCAGGUAGGAGAUUAAAUGUCCUCAUUCCAAAAUGGCUACCUAUAUAAGUAGACAAACCCCAUUUUCCCACAACCCACCAGUCCUAGCCGUUUCCUCCUAGGCCCGCCUCCUAACCUCUGUCAAGGCCCUUUUCUGCUAAGCUGUGCUUUGGCUACAUGGGGUUACAAGACUUUUGUGGACUUGCUAGCUAAAAAUAAUUAAUUUAAAACUAUUUUUAUUUUUAAUUUUUUUUACUGUGUAAAUGAUCUAUCUCUUUAACACCCCAACAUCAUCUUGUAAAUAUGUGGAGGUUUGGCAUAUCCCCCAUUUCAGCACCCUCAAUGCAUCAACCUCUUUCUCCUCCACCAGUCACUUGGUAGGCAUGGCUGCUUCAGUGUAUUCUGUCUAUAAGACUCUGUAAUUAGGUCCACCAUUGUAGCGGAGAUCCAGUAUUCCACAAGUUAUCUCCGCUUAAGAUCCCAGUGAGGCUCAGGAACAAGUAGUUAUAAAUCCAUAAAGCAAGGUUUCCAGCAGGUAAAACAAUAUAGCAAUAUCCCAACAGCAAUCCCAAUAACUGGACGACACACAGCAUCAGGAGCAGAACUAAAACUUUUAUUUCACAGUGGCCUUAUAAAGCAUGCUCCCAUGCAAGAGCAGGAUUUUCAUUAAUUAAUACAGUAUCCAAUCCUGUACUAGUAACCUCCCACACAUCUCCUCCCCUCAACCUGACUCAUAACCCCUUAUACUGUACACAAAUUCCCCCAGUUUCUGGAUGUAGCCCUAAACCUAGGGGUACCCCUUUAAAUGGCACAUCCCCUGGUAGCCCUGAUCUGGGUGAGCAACAUAUCCAAAAAUCACCCAGAUCGGACCAGGGGUUCGGGAAAUUCGUGGAGGGAAUAAAAAGACUGACCGCGCUGGAGAGAACAGCCGAAUUGGGCUCCAUGCGAUGGGGCCCUGCGGUUGGUCACAGUAUAAGGGAAUGAAUUGCAUGAAAGGCUAAGGCUACAGAGAUCAGGUAGGGUUCGCAUGAAUCCCCUCAUUCGGUUGUUUCUGUCUACCGAACGAGGGGCCGUUCGGUAAUUUGGAACCGAACGGACCGGGCUUGUGGAGGUUUCAGCGGUGUUCGCCCAGUCGAGUGUCCGAUUUGGGUUCCAGACACUCGACGGCAAAACACCGCUGUUCGGGAGUUUUAAAAUGGCCGCCGCCACGUGUUCAUUUCCCGAAUGGCGGCCACCCCGAGAACAAAGGACCUACUGACUCGGCUUGUUAAUUACCCAUUCGCAACAUUGUUGCAACGGGUAAUUGAAGGCACACUUCACACAGGGGAGGUCUGACUGUUCGAUAGUUUCAUUCCCUUAGUUUGUUCGAAUGAUUCUACUGAACAAUCAGACAAAUACACGUUAUUUAGACACAUAUAAACCUGCAAUUUACACAAAUACAGUUACACAUAUGCAAUUUUCAGGACAGCCCAGUGCCAUCCGCUACAACCAUAAUUAUCAGCACCAGGCCCAAUAGAUCCUUAAUCUAGCACUGCAUUGCAUGAUGUCAACAUUGCUGAGUUUAGGAAUAAAGCACCCUCCACUUGCUUAUUUUGUCCUAGACAUGCAGGAUUUUAUUGUUUGACAGUUAUUGUUAUAAAAAUGAAAAUAGUUUAUCACUAGUGUUUAUUUUAAAUAAAUCUUAAAUUAACACUGAAUGAACUAUAACCAUUUCAUCACACUGAACUAGUUUAAUUCAUAGAGUCUCCAUGCUGGAGGUAUGGAUUAGACAUAAAUUACACAUUUCCUCCAAGCCACAGCAGUUUAUGCCAAAAUGGCUGCUGUGAUAGGCUGACAGUGCUGACAUUCAGCCAAUCACAACCACCCAUUGAUCCUCGUUUAACAUUAAAACAUAAAAAUUUCUAUGAAUUGACCAUCCAUCCACUGGCGAGACAAUGGGUGGAACUGGAGAGCUCGGUAUUCACAGUACCCCUUUAUACAAUCCCAUGGCAAAAAGCAAACCAAACCGCACUUCUUAACCAACACACAUCUCAUCCCACUAUACCCCCUACACUUUCCCAUAGGCCUCCAAACAAAUUCAAAACAUAAGACCCAUAGGCCUCCAAACAAAUUCAAAACAUAAGACCAAAGAUCCACCAACCAGUCCUCUCAGAUUCAUUCCCACAUUUCGAUAGGCUUAAUACCAUAAACCAAACACAACAUAACACUCUGACAUCAAUGGAGGUUUACUCACGCCUUAAUAACAACUGGAACAAUAUUAUGAAGGGCAAUAGAUGACCUAAAUGUGAUAAGAUUCAUAAUGGUGUAGUAUCUUUUUUUUUUUGUCAAUCAGUUUUUGAUUGAGAUAGUGGCAAGUUAUACAAGACAUGUAGUACCAGCGUAGGACAUAGCAAACAGAUUAAUAAUAGACAGCAUAUAGUAUAGGCCUAGCCGGUAGAAGCAAGUAUCUAAUUUUAUAAUUAUGUAAGAAAAGUUAACUAUCGCAUGAAUAAGAUGCCAACGUGAACAGAUUGGAUCUAAUGAAUUAUGUGAGGCAAGUAAGCAAGGCUUGUAUAACACCACAGUGAUGUAAUAAAUGGCAUCUAUAUAGUAGCAUUCUGUAGUAAGAGUCAUAUGGAGUUUAGAGGGCCAGUGUAGGCAUGUAUAAGCAGGCAGAGAGAAAAAACAAACAAAAAAAACAUUCCAGGCACCCAUAAAAGUAAAUUAUAGUAAAUUAAAGAAAAUCAACUGCAGGGUUUUCGGACUGAACCUGCUGCGGUUGAUCCCAACCACCGUCUUUCUGGGGCAUGGAACGCCCUCUUGGAGGAUCCACUAGACUUUGCAGCCUGCACCCGCCAUCACGGCAUUGACAUCGGGCAGAUGAGUUCCCAGUACUUCACCAUCUCCCGCGUGUUGGUUUUUCCUCUUGCUUUGAUUCUGAUGAGAUGCAGGCCACUGUGGCAUUAUCUCUAGCUCGACACUUACCUCCAGAGUCACUUGCAGUCUCCGCCAGAAUGCAACCCAGUGCUGAUCAAAGUAAGCCAGCAGUUCAUCACAUAAUUGUGCGAGAUCAGCAUGGCUUGUAAGGGUUGUUGCAGUACCAGCAGCAGCCAUCUUAGGUAUGUUGAGUAGUAUUGCCUAUGCCCAAACCCUGGGACAUGUUAGCAUGUAGCAGCACUGAGGUGGACCGGGAUGACCCCCACCAGCCCAAAGGGGGGUGGAGGAUUUGCAAGGCCCUUUAGGAUGACAAGGCUGGUGGACUGGCCCUGCAUCAACCGCCAGGCCGUAGGACAGUCCAGCCACUAUAGUAGCAUCGGGAGAGUCAACGGUGACCCAACUCUGCUUCUGCAGGAGCACUGAGGAGAGGGUAAAUAAAAUUUCUGGUCAGCUCAGCAGAAAUCGUAGGUAUAUGGCUUAAAAUCAGCUAGUAACUCAGGGCUCUGGGUCGAUUCUGAAUCUCAGUGCUCUGUAUGGCAGUCAGGCUCUGCCCCAAGUGUAGUAUCUUAUAGGGAUACGGUGAUUCUUAUUUUUCUUUAAUUAUAAUUGGAGAAUAGAUUAUUAGGUUCCCAUAUUUUUUUACCAUAAUCCCAUGAUUGAACUUUAUCUUGCACCCCCCCUUUUUUUUUUUCCUCAACACGCUGCUCUUGGCUACUAAUUUUUACACGUGUUUGUAUGGCUUCAACACCAUGUCUUUUGUUACAUACUAGUUGUUCCCAUCCAUUGCAUUAUCUUUUUGUCCAACUUUUUUUUUUGUUUUGUUACUUUCUUAUUAAAUUUUCCACCAAUUUUUUUUAUGUUUCAUUGCAUUCCAGCAGUUUGUUGACUCUGACCUUGGCUGGCACCAUGUCUCCCUCAAUACAGAAUAUACAGAAUUAGGCUUUUCAAUGCCCUGACAUGUGGAAUGGCUUCUAAAGGGCAGAAACUUUGUCUUUAACCUUUGCCGGCAUUUCUGCGCUUGGAAAGGCAUCCGUUUUCCCACAUCAGAGUCUCCUCAAGCUGCCCUUAUCAACUUCACUCCUGCCUCUUUUUUUUUUUUUUACUUCUUCUUCUAGGGCCUGAAUUAAUUCUUCAGAAAAAAAGAUAAGGUAAUUUAUUCCAAAAUAUGUUUUCUGAAUAAUCAUAAACUGUAAUAGGAUGUGAGCUUCUUGCUACUAGAGAUCUAAGCACUGCUGGAAUCAAAAGGAAAUGUAUUUAACCCAAAAACUGCCAGACUAAUGUUUGCAGUUAUAAAAUUAACCCUUAGGUUUACCUGCCACCAUUCUGAAUGGCCAGAGGGAUGCUUACUUUAUUCUUAGUGAGCAAGGGUCAGUUUCUCUCUGUAACAUAUUCUUCCUCACCUUGCGGUCACUACACCCAGCGGCCGUGCGUCUGCAUGACUGACCCUUGCGGCAUGUUAACGGAUGCCGGCCACUGCGGAUCCACGGCAAAAUAUACUCCCAUGUCCGCUCACGUCAAUGAUGAUGUUUUAGGGUCAAAGACUGAUUUUGGACAGCAAAAAAAUGGGUUGAAAUUGGCUGAUUUUGGCCAAACAGAAGAUUUGAACAGGUAUUUAAGCCUCAUUAUACUUGGCACUCAUUGCCCUGUCGUGGUUUCCCUAGUGGUUGUCCGAGAGUGCGUUAUUGAUUCUGGUUAUUCUUUGGUAUGUUAGUACGGCCAUUCUAAGGCCGGUAAUACGUUACCUAUCAGUUACCUAUCAGUUACCCGUGUUACACAAUUCUACGUGCUGGAUCAUUCAAUAAUCCUGACACUCUCCUCUAAGCAGGACUUAUCAUGCUGCUAUCCGUUUUCUAUACAGUUAGACAUGCUUACUGCUGUCUGUAGAAUACACAGGGAACACAGUGUACUGCACAUCGAAACAUGUUGUUAUGCUAGUUCCUUGAGGAAAACCCCAAUAGAGUGUGGUAUAAGGCUUUUACAGGGCAUUUGCUUCCAUUCAAUAGAUGCAGUCUGCUCACGGGACCACUUGCUCUUGUUUAAAAGAUAAAUAAAUCUCUAUUUAGCCAAUAGUACAAUAGGUUUGGUACAUUCUGGGUAAGAGCAUCAGAAUAAGAGCUAAGAUGUACAACAUUAUGAGGGUUCAAAGUUUUCAAACUUUUUAGAACAAAUAAGGGUAAUAUACCCUAUUUUAAACAAUAAAAAUAACCAAUAGGAAAAAGCACAGAAAAGAUAAGAAAGGUUUCCUUUCCAUCAAGAAGCAUAAGAAGGGUUGUACUUCUCCAUCGAGAAGCACAACCCAAUGCACCCAAAGCAAACUCUUUACAAAAUGUUCUGACAAUGAUAGGACGAGGUAGAAUUAUGGACCAAAGUAUUAAGUUCAUUCAUAAAUUUACUCUCAGCAACCAAAGAGUGAGAAGUGGCAUCCCUAAGCCAUGCGGCAACCAGAGCCCUGUGGGCAACGAGAGUGACCUUAUUCAUCAGUUUUUGCAGGUAAUUGGUAAAGGCCACUAAAGAGUGUUAGAAAAGGGAUCUAGGUCAACGGAUGUAUUAAAAUAGCAAGAAAUCAGAUUUCUAAAUUUCUCCCAGUAGAGAGCAAGUUUUGGGCACAUACACCACAUGUGAAUAUAGGACCCUAUUAGGCCACAGGUUCUCCAGCAAAUGUCUGUAGUGGUACUUCCUUAUAUAGAGUGACUGGGUAUACCUCCUCAUUAUAAUUUUAUACAUUUGCUCUUGGAAUUAUACACAUACCAAGACUUUGGAAGCUGCCCCACAAAUUUCUUGCCAUUACUCUCCAUCAAAGAACCAUUUUUCCAUGUAUGCAGGUAAAGCACACACAGCAGGAAUAAAGAUGUACUUGAAGGCAGGCCCGGACUGGCCAUCGGGCACACCGGGCAAAUGCCCGGUGGGCCGCGGUGUCCAUGGGCCGAGGCCGGCAGGGGAGAUCACAGGAUCUCCCCUGCCGGUCUAUGCAGGGCCGGCGCUAUCCGAGCGCCGGCCCCGCUGUCUUCCAUGGAGGGCCGGUGGGGAGAUCAAAGAUCUCCCUCACCGGCCCACAUGCAUUCAAACGCGGCCGCCGGCGGGGAGAGAGGGAGGGAGCCAGCCGCCAGGAGAGAGGACCCGGCGGAGCUCUAACUUGCAGCUCCUCCGGGUUUCUCUCGCGAGAUCCGGACCGUUGCUAUGGCAACCGGCCGGGUCUCGCGAGAGUGAACUCUAGCCCCAAAGGGCUAGAGUUCACUAACCACGAGGACCACCAGGGAUGGCUGGCAGCAGCACGACCCCCCCACCCCCCACCUUCCAGACUACAGGUAAGAAUAGAGGGGGGGGGGAUAUAAUGUAUUUAUUUUUAUUAUUUAUUAUUAGUAUUUCUUAGUAUGUAUUUAUUUUUAUUAUUUAUUAUUAGUAUUUAUUAUUAGUAUUUAUUAGUAUGUAUUUAUUAUUCAUUAUUGGUAUUUAUUAUUAGUAUUUAUUAUUAGUAUUUAUUAGUAUGUAUUUAUUUUUAUUAUUUAUUAUUAGUAUUUAUUAGUAUGUAUUUAUUAUUUAUUAUUAGUAUUUAUUAUUAGUAUUUAUUAGUAUGUAUUUAUUUUUAUUAUUUAUUAUUAGUAUUUAUUAGUAUGUAUUUAUUAUUUAUUAUUAGUAUUUAUUAGUAUGUAUUUAUUAGUAUGUAUUUAUUAUUUAUUAUUAGUAUUUAUUAGUAUGUAUUUAUUUUUAUUAUUUAUUAUUAGUAUUUAUUAUUAGUAUUUAUUAUUAUGUAUUUAUUUUUAUUAUUUAUUAUUAUUAUUAUUUAUUAUUAUGUAUUUAUUUUUAUUAUUUAUUAUUAUUAUUUAUUAUUAUGUAUUUAUUAUUAUUUUUAGUAAAUAAUAAUAGUGCCAUUUACCUGCCUCCCCCAAUACAAAAUCCUGGCAAACACACACAUCACCCUCACCCAGCACCCUAACACAUACACAGCACCCUAACACACACACAGCACCCUAACACCAGCACCCUAACAUUGACACAGAACCCUAACACACACACAGCACCCUAACACCAGCACCCCAACACACAUAUAGCACCCUAAUACCAGCACCCUAACAUUGACACAUCACCCUAACACACACACAGCACCCUAACACUCACACAGCACCCUAAAACACACACAGCACCCUAACACCAGCACCCUAACAUUGACACAGCACCCUAACACACACACACACACAGCACCCUAACACCAGCACCCUAACAUUGACACAGCAUCCUAACAUUGACACAGCACCCUAACACAUACAGAAACCUAGCACACACACACACACACAUCACCCCAACACAUACACAGCAACCCAACACACACACAGCACCCCAACACACACAGCACCCCAACACACACAUCACCCUCAAAUACACAGCACCCUCAAAUACACAGAACCCUCGCACAGUGCCCUCACACACAGCGCCCUCACACACAGCACCCUCCCACACACACUAUACUCCUCACAAAUGCACACUACACCCCUCACACACACAGCACCCCCCAAACACACUGCACCAGUCACACACUCACUAGAUCUCCUAUACGCACUCCUGAGUCCUUCAAACACACACUAGAUCCCCUACACACAGACGCUGCACCACUUACACACACACUACAUUUCUGACAUACACACUCAGGAUCCCCUAUGAACACACUAGAUAAUCCUUUAAGCAAACACAUAGUGUCUCCAUAAAUGGGAUACAGUGAGUAUUCCAAUUAUGGAAACCCCUGAGACAAGUUUCAAGCAAACACAAUGCAAGCAUGUUAUUAAAUUUGCUUGCGCUGUGCAGAUCAAAUACAGGGCCCUUUUCUCAUGCCCUGGAAGAGCAUUGAACCAACAUGCUCACUUUGAGAUGGGGCGUGCUUGUCAUUGGGGAUGACAAAACACACCCUAUCUGGCCCCGCCCCCUUUUCAGUGGGCCGCUGUAAUUAAAAAUGCCCGGGCCGAAUUUUUUCCCCAGUCCGGCCCUGCUUGAAGGUAUAAACAUGAGGUAUAAAGAUGUACUUAGUUCUCUCUGUGGAGUUUCCCUAACACACAGGGAUUCAAUUUCAGUUGAUCUACUAGUUGUAAGUAUCUAAAAAAGUCUCCACCUAGCAUUCUAAGCUUUUAAUGAAUCAAAGAUGAUAGCAGUGUCCGCCAUCUGUACAUUGCAGAGCCUCUGGAGACCUGCCUCUUCCAGAGUACAAAAGAGCCUGGCAUGUAAGCAAGGGGAAACCGGAGAACUUAAGAAAAGGCGUAAGCAGAGACCAUUUAGGGAAAAGUUCCAUCUUAAAACCUGUUGAGGAUAGAAGGAUAGCCUAUACGUCAGAGCGGCCUCUAGUCCCUGGGAACUCACAUAAAGAAAGGAGAAGGAGAUUUAUUUUAAUACAUGCCUUCUGCCAAUCCAGGAAAUAGGAUGUUUGUGCCUUUUUUCAAUAUAAAUAUCAUAAAGAGGAAAUAAGGGAGGCUCUAUUUUUUUGCAUAUGUCCAUGAUGGAUCACCUGUUAGAUGAACACCUAGGUGUGUAAGUGGCAGACGAGUCAACUGAAUAUGGAACUCAGAGCAAAGCAGAUCUGUGUCUGAUGGCAACAGAUUCAAAGUCAUGGAUUUAUCUAGGUUAAUUGUAUACUUUACAGAUCUUUAAACAAAGCUAAGAGUUCAAAUAAGUUCAAAUAAUUGUCUAGGGUUCAUUGGUGUGAGCAGAAUAUCAUUAGCAUAUAGUCAGAGUUUUUAGUGGGAGGAGCCUUGAGUGCAAAAAUUGAAUGAAGAAAUUUAAACAUAGUGUCCAACUCUCCCAUAAAACUACUGUGAUCGGUGGACGUUGAAAUUUCAACCAAAUCCACAAGUUGCUGCACCUAUGAAGGAGAUGGAACUCAGUGAUUUGUGACACUCAGGGAAAGAUGGCCACCUUGGAACAGCCUCAUACGACUGACCCACAUUGGAGGCCCCAAUCCACGCCAACAUGGUAGCUCAAAGAGAGUAUGAGUUGCGGUGGGGGAGAGCCAGGUAAGUUGGUGUUAGAUAGAGAAGGGUGAGACCCUGACAUAUAUAUAUAUAUAUAUAUAUAUAUAUAUAAGCUGAGAGUUUGUACUCGGUGCCUACAUUAGUUAGUCCUUUGAUGCCCUAGUGUUAUCUAAUAAGGCACUAGGGAGAAGGCGAAUAACGGUGUGGACAAGGGGCAGCUAUGCCUUUUGCUGUUAUAAAUUUUAAAGGGGACUAGCAGAGCCAAUCUGGAGUGGGUGCAGACCACCCAGGUGCUCUAUAAACAGACUGGGUGUUCAGUGCUAGAAUCUGUCCCCUCAAGUAGAUCCCACCCCCUCUUGUUAGGUCCUCACCCCCUCUAGCAGUACAGAGGGGCAUGGGAUUUACCUGAGGGGGCAUAGCUUAACACUGAACAGCCUGCCUAUCCACAGAGCACUUGGGCAGUCUGCACCCAACCAGGAUUGACUCCGUAGACUGUGUUGCCUCCUAUAGUAAGCAUUUGACCUUGUGGGAUUACAGGGUUGAGGUUACAGGGACUCAAUGGCUCUAUGAAAUGAAACUGUUAAACCCAUGAACACAAGAAGUCAAAAUCAGUAAGGCCACUCCAGUCUAUCAAAGAAAAGAGCAGAGAAGGUGUCCAAUGGUGAACCACUCACCAAACCUACCUGAUGGUAAUAUCAUAGGAUUGUAGAGUUGGGAUAAAUCUGACCUGAUUCAGAAGCACAAUGUGACACAAUAUCCCCAAACGUCUAUUCACAAGAUUUUUUUGCCAUACUUUUUACCUCAGUAUUAAGAAGAGAGAUCAGCCAGUAAUUUCAGCGAUACUUGGGGUCUUUGCACUCUUUUGGAAUGAGGACAACAUUGGCUAGGGUGGCUUCAGAAUGGGAACCGUAUCCCUUCAAACCAUUAUUAUACAGUUAUAAAAGAUGUAGGGCCAAAACCGCACAAAAUGUUUUGUAGUAGGCAGGUCCAUGCCCAUCCUGAACAGGUAUCUUGUUACUUUCUAAGGUGAAGAGCAAUAUCUGUGUGAUCAAACCAGUUGAUGCUAUUGAUUUCAACAUUAAGAACAUCAUACAACAACCCAGAGAGACCAAAAAUAGAUCUAUCCUCAUUAGUUCUCAGAUGUUGCAUUUGCCAGGGGUCCAAGAGUUCACAUUCUGAGUAAAAAUGAUGUAACAGUUUGUCUUGUGUAUCCUUACUAAGGGAUCUAGGCAAUCGAACAUGUUCAUAUUGAUCAUGUUAAAAUCAUCUUCCAGUACCAGUAGAUUUAUCAUUAAAUUCUUAAACAGGUUAUCCUAAAAUUGCAAGUCCGGGGCUGUCAGGAUGUAAAGAUGGUUCUAGACCCCAAAGUGCCCACCAUCAAUAUUUGCCUGCCAUCCCUUGACAGGCUCCCAGUCGGAUUUGCCGGCAUAUGCACUAACCUUACCCAAACCCCCAUUAAAACUCGGACACAGGUUAUACUGUUGGAAAUAAUUAGUCCAAAGCUUUAUUAAAUUAUUAAUAAAAUAAUUAAGGAAUAACAAAUGGGGUCAUUGCCAACAAAUCUUAUUAAAGUUAACAUCCCCCCAUAUACAUAACAUACCCCUAGCAAUGACCCCACAAUAAUAAAAAUAGAUAACAAUCUAAAUAACAUGUUAAUACAGAAACUGGCCGCCCAAUAUGACCACAUUUCCACCAGGUUAAAUUGUAGGGGUGUACCGAGACACCGCUACCCACCAUAUUGAUUGUAGGGGUGUACCAAGACACCGCUACCCACCAUAUCCAUUGUAGGGGUGUACCAAGACACCGCUACCCACCAGUUCCAGUGUAGGGUGUACCAAGACACCACCACACCCCCAGGUUCGGAGCCACCGACGGGCUCGAACCUACCAACCACGUGCAACACUGCCCAAUCCACACUAAACCUCAGGAUGCCCACUUUCUCCUCCAUCUACCCUCCGAUUUAACCAGGCCAUUCCCCGCCACAGCUCAGGACUUGACACCUAAAGUUCCUGAGCGACCCCCACCACACUGGAAUAAGGCCUGUUGAAUUCCUUCCUGAAUGCCCAAUUUAAACAGAUCAUACCUUACAUCUGAAAACUACCCCAUCCCCCCGGAGUACCCAGGGAGCUUGCCACCCAAUUCGUUGUGUCUCACUGUUACACCGCCCCCACAUCUGAUAUUUACAGCCAUUUUUUUAUUAAUUCAUCCUCGACACCGAGCCACCGCAGCCGGGUACCCAGUAUGUCUCCAAUGUAACCGAGGAACCAUCUCGGACCGCACCACCACCACACCUGUGGCCAGCUCCCAUAGCCGGUCCACCUCCCUCUGCCUCCACCUGAUCAAUUCCUUUUCCGGGACCAUGCCGAUAUCCUUCCCGACCUUGCGGAUUACGAGAAUGUCCUGGACAGUGCCCCUUGUUAUCUUCCGGAAAAUUUUCUCCACUGAUGCCUUGCCACCAAAACCCCCGAAAACCAAAACCACUCCAGCUCCACCAAUUCUAAAGGAAAGCCCAGUUGUGCUUGACCCGAACCACGGCUCCCUUCUGCGCCCCUUAGAUGUAAGAGUGGCCAACCAACCAUGUCACCAAACCUGAAACGAAAGUAACUAGCAACAAGGCAUAGCCCCAAACACAAACCCAUACGUCCAUAGCCAUUAAACCAAAUAGACCGUCUGUAAACAGGACUUAAACCGUACUGACUCCCACCUUCCUAAACGUUUCCCCAGGUCCUCACUUAAAACCAGGCGGGACGCUUCUGUCGCCACCAUUGAAUCGUGACAGCGCCGAUCCGUCCCCUUUUACCAAUAAGCCACCUGGGAUGUCCGGGUGAAGUUCCAAGUAGCGUGAUGUGACAUACCCCUGACCCUGGCAGGGAAUAUAGCUUUUUUUUUUCGACAACUGAGUGUAAAACCCCCCAACACCCUCCCGAAAGGCACUCACCAGCUCCCCAAUCCAAAUUGCCCCAAGCCCCCGAGAAGGCCACCGCAAACAAACUCACCACAAAAGCAGAGUAACACACCACCAGGCGUUGCAUUACCCAAGGAAACCAGCCACCCGGCACCAACAUAUUUCAUACCUCUCUGGAAGACCCGCGAUGCCUGACGGACAUGACAACGUUCCGUCACUUUCUCCCAAUCGGUCAGUUUGAACCCUAACGCCAAUGCCUCCAUGCUCCUGUCCAUUGCUAACGCUGAACGAACAAGUGGCUUAGGAACCACAGCAAGGUAUCCCUUCGCCCCUCCUUUGACUGGGACCCCUCAGUGAAACCAACCGCCUCAUCCCACAUAUCCCAAACCUUCACAUAGGCAGUCCCCGUGCUCGGUGCCAUAGGAUUCUGUAUCGAUCCUCCAAUCAUGGUGUUUCGAGUUGCUACAUUUCCUUCAGACUGGCCUGUCCCUCCUUCCGCGUCCCCUGGGGCCCCAUUCGCAGCUUGUCCCCUUGUACACGAGCCAAGUAACCAGCCCCUACCUUCCGCCAACCAGGCAUGUGGCAUGCCUACACCCAAUAUCAAACGACCUGCACAGUGAUACGAAUCGCCGCCAUCAGCGUACCUCCUGAACCGAGGACCCGGCUGGAUGGUAAACCGCAUGAACCCCACCGUAUUGUCCGUGAAUUACGACUUUUCGUCCCUUAAUCCUUCACCUUUUAGAGCCAUGGCAACUCCCAAUGGAAAUAACUCAAAAGAUGCCAACUUUGAAUAAGAGGACUUACCUUUCAUGCCUCCCGCCACCGCUCCGCGCACCACCUGCCUCGGAAUCUAUGUUCCCAGAGGCAUCCGUGAACAACUCGAUACCACCCGCAAAGCCUCCACAAGUAGCCUUCGCCAUGAAACUGCUACAGACCCAUUCCUUGCGACUAACCCGACAUGCAAACUUGAAACUGCCUUAUGAACAACUGCGAUUUCUCAGCGUGACCUUCUUGGACCUGCGAACCUUCAACCUGAAGUCCCGAAGUGCAGUUAACUGAUCCCCAGGCAAUCGACACUCUCCUACCACCAAAACAAUUUCCAGCCCAAGCAAAGACGUGCGGUAGGAUUCCCGCGACCGUAAGGUAUGUCCACAAUGGCCCGGCCCAGCCGAGCCCACACAGCAAGCUAUCUUACAGAUAAUGUAGUAAGGAACCCCUUCCUGAUUCCUCUUUCACCACCCACUCCCAGACGGAACCAACUUCCCGAAGUAGGAACAUGAAACGGAACCGCCCCUUGGCAAGCAGAGGUUACCAAUAGGCACCUGCAAACAUGCAACCCAAAAGAUGGAAGGGUUGCCAACAAUCAAACGCGUCCCGCUCCCCCGAACCAACUCGACAGCAAGGCCAAAUGAUGCCAAAGAUACAAAACAGGUCUGCGUCGAUGUCAAAAAACCAGCCAGGAAACAGGUGUCAUCGUUACCUGGUUCAAUUAAUGUCUCAAUACAGGAACAUUCAUUAGUAUUAUGAACUAUGGGAGUCCUCUGGAAGAACGAUGGCAAGGUCUCUUCAAGUUGGAUCCAGGAAAAUUGCUAGAUUGAAGAAGCAAUUGCUCUUCUUUAAAUCUCCUAAUUAACUGAGCAGAAGGGUUGCAGAUCUGCUUAUUCUGCUUAAAUGCAAACCCUGUCUAUGAAAGGAGAGGACUUUAUAAACUGGAGCCUCUGACACCUUUCUCAAAUAAAUAUAUAUAUAGAGAGAGAGAGAUAGAGAGAGAUAGAGGGGAGAGGGGGUGGUUUUUCUAAGCUAUGAAUUGCUAAAUUCCCAACAGGAGAUUUUGAAAAAAACACUAAGAUAUAGGCCUCGAUUUUAUAUUUUUGAAUAAGCUUUAUAAAUUAUUUAAAUGAUCAAAUAUUUUAAUAUUGUGAUACUAUUUGAUAUAUUGAUACACUAUAUGGACAAAAGUAUUGGAAUACCUAUUACACCAAGAGAGACGUGUAUGACAUCACAUUCUAAAUACAUAGUUAUUAACACGUAUUUGGUCCCCCAUUUGAUGUUAUAACAGCUUCCACUUUUCUGGGAGUGGAAUAUUUCCACAAAUUUGUAGAGCAUUUGUGAUUUCAAGCACUGAUGAUAGAUGAGAAGGCCUGGUUCUCAUUCGCCAUUCCAGUUCAUCCCAAAGGAUUUUUAUGGGGUUAAGGUCUCUGUCCAGGCUAGUCAAGUUCUUCCACACCAAACUUAUCCAGCCAUGUCUAUAUGGACCUUGCUUUGUGGACUAGGGCAUAGGCAUGUGCAAAGGCACACUCACACUUUAUACAGCUACUAAGAGCUCUGCUGUAUUCAACAUGGAUGGUACAAUCCCAAUCUCAGAAUAUUUUGCAGUCAGCAGUGGUGAUAUAUCUCCAAAGGGUAGAACAAUCUAGAAAAUAUAGAAAGCAGUGUAUGUAUAAAACUAACCGUAAAAAACGUAAAACUAACCAUAAAUAUUCUACUCACAUAGAGCAGACCAUAAACCUGCUUGGUGUUGAAGAGCUCUAGUGGUAUAAUCCCCAUGUGUGGAACCAGGAAGCCAAAUAAAAAAAAAGUGUCAGGGUAAAAUGCAAAAUAAAUUCAAAACAAAUUCAAUUUUAAGGGACUGAAUUUAUUACAUUAGUGAAAAACAAUAAGCAGACAAUAUACUGUAUAUAAAAUCCAAAUAGGCUAUGUGACCACACUUUACACAUUCCACCUUAGGGUUUAAUCAGAAGUGUUCUUGUGGAGAUCUCCAAUCAACACCAGAAAUUACUUAUUGAUAUCAAUACCUGUAUAGACAGUGACUAUUAAAGCUGAGACCACACUUCCAAUGUUCUCCUGGAAUCCUUUAAAAUCAGAUUUGCCCAUUUGCCUUCCAAACAGAGAAAUGUGUUUCAUCACUCCAUAGAACAUGUUUCCACUGCUCCAGAGUCCUGUGGCGGCGUGCUUUACACCACUCAAUCCGAUGCUUGACAUUGUGCUUGGUGAUGUGAGGCUUGCAUGUAGCUACUCGGCCAUGGAAACCCAUUCCAUGAAGCUCUUGCCCCACAGUUUUUGUGCUGAUAUUAAUGCCAGUGGAAGUUUGGAACUCUUCAGCUGUGGGAUCAGCAGAGCUUUUACACAGCAUGCACCUCAGAACUCGGUGACCCCGCUCUGUGACUCUACAUGGUCUUCGGCUUCAUGGCUGAGUUGCUGCUGUUCCUAAAUUCUUCCACUUUACAAUGAUACCACUUACAUUUGGAUGUGGAAUAUGUGGCAGAGAUAAAAUUUCACAAACUGACUUAUUGCAAAGUUGGCAUCCUAUCACAGUACCAAGUUUGAGGCCAUAGUCAUAGGUUGGCUGAUAUAGGCAGAAUUUGAGAUUCCAAUUACAAUUCAUUGAAAGUCAGUGUUUAGUAAAUGAACAUGUGGAUUAGGUUUUUGCCAAUAGUGCAUGGCUUAUCCUUUCCAUCCAUAAGAUUUUGGUAGUCUGAGUAUGUGCUAUUUAUAUUUCUACUAGCAAGAGACUAAUUUUGUGCAACUGUCACUCAAUGUAGUUCUAUGAGAUGACUGUCUAGUUGAAAUAAAGUCAUUUUAUCACAUUAAAGGCUAGCUGUCUGAUUUGGUCUGGUGUUUUUGAACUUUACAAUAGGCAGGUAAUAUGUAUUUGACUGCCACCUUAUAUUCUGUACUAAGCCAACUCCAUACACAGCAAUAAGUUUAAAUUCUUGAAGUUCUCAAUUGCUACAUGGUAAUAAACCAACAGUACUUUAAAAUAUGCCCUUGGUUAGGAAUGACAAUGGCUCAGCACUUGAAAAGGGCAGAGCACACUACCGUCUCGAUGUGUUAUAUCAUUGCAGGAGCAAGGCAGAACGCAAUACUCUUUUUCCUCAGAAUUCUUAAAUAAAUGCCUCAAGUCAAAAAGACUGCUCCACUUCUAAUAAGGUCAUGGCUAACAUCACUCUAAUAGCAGAGAACAUUGUGUGUUGUGUAUAUUAAGCCGACAAGGAGCAAAAUAACCUUUCUGCAGCUGUCAGACAAACAUCGGGUGCGCUGAAAAUUUUGACCCAUUUAAAAGGUGAAGAUUUGUUGGUGUUAUACGUUGUAAAACUAUGUCAGAACAACCCUGGAACCUGAAUUUAUAUCAGAAAUCUAUAUCAGCAGAUUAGACUUAUUUAGUGCCCAAAUGAGACUCCAAUCCCCAUUUGGCACAUAUGGUGUGCAACCGAAGGGUUGAAGGAAUUUUACUGCCUCCGUUUAUUAGAACUAAAGACCUCUGACCAAUGUUUCAACGCGAUUUUUGUUGUCUGAGCUACAUUUUUGUUCUUUUUUUUUUAUUUAAGGGAAACUUACGUAUCUGGAAAUUACGCCAUUGAAAAUCACUUAUAACUUGUGUUAAUCUUGUUUUCAUGUGAUGCUCCAUUUAAAAAAAAAAAAACAACUAAUAAUAUUAAAAGUUCAUCAAAUUCUACCACAAUCCAGUUCAACCUGCAAAUGAGAAGGAAAACACUUAACCAUAUUUCAACGUACCUCUUCUCUGUACGCUCUCUCUCAGCUGACUGCCAGGCAUGGAGGACAGAACUUAACAAUGAUUGACAGAGAGUCAAGAUGGAUGAUAAGUUUUAGGACAAAUAGGUAAUUGUUUUUAUAGGAUUCGGAUGUAAGAGCCCCAAUUUGUAUCUGGGCAUCAGAUGCAUCCACAUAUUUGCUGCUAAUCAGAUUCCGAUCGUAUUUGGCUUUGGUAAAUCUGAGAAUUGCUAUUUGCACCCUAUCAUUGUGUUAUUUACUACACUUCAUUUUCAUGGAUUCAUUCUAAACAGAACACAGACAAAAAAAAAAUAGCUUGUCUGGAAACAUUCUCCAACAUAAUACAACUUGCCUAUUUUUGCCUCAGUUUUGCCAUCCAGAUUUUAAUGCAUCCCUAAGGUACAGAGUUCAUGGCUUCAAUUAAGCAGCUCUUUCCCGGUGUAAUGCUAUGUAUCAUUAUAUAUGUACAAACGCUAAGCAAAAUACUCAGGCAGGGGAAAGUAGUAACCUAUGCUGGAUGGGAUUUAAAGGAGCUGCCUACAUGUUUCUACUACUUACAAGAAUGUAAAUUCAGUUCCACAGCCACCUUAGUAAUAGAGCAGAUGGUGUAUAAGCUUAAUUUGUUACAUGCUGGGAGAACAGAGAGAAGAGGCUAUUCAUUUCCAGAGCCUUUAUGAUGGCAUUGGGGAGGGAAGUGACAAAGUGCGUACAAUCAGAGUCCUGUAAACUUAGAAGAGGUCAAGAGCUUGUAGUGAUCAGUCUUUUCUGUAGCUGCCUGCAGGAAAGCCUAGCUAUUCAUUCAAACUAGGUUUGUUUUAGAAUGUUGAAUUGUUUUUAAUAUUGUUGUAACCUGUUCUUUUCUUAGAGAAGUAAGGUAGAUGAACGUGGAACAGCUGUGAACCAAUAAACCACACAUAUGGCUUUUUGUGCCUUCACCUACCUUGUUUGGUAAUGUUUGUCUUGUAUAUGUUUUGCUGUGAACUUUUAUUCCUGUGGGAUUUUCUUAACCCCUCUUUUUAUACUAUCGUCCAUCAUGUUAUCUUUUUUAAAGGAACAUUGCAGCAUUAUAAAUAUUUACAUUUGUUUAUGACACUGGACUGUUAUAGAGCUGACACUUAUCUUCAUUACCCUCCCUAUUCCUAUAAAAAUAAAAAGGUUACUUACAUGUAAUCCAACAGAGAGAGGGUCCCUCUUUAUUAUUAUUAUUAUUAUUAGCGCUGUACAAUGAGUACAACUCUGCUAUGCCCUAGUCAUGAUAAGCUCGCUGCCAAUGCAAUGCACUCCAUAGAGAAGCAUCGGGAGGCAGAGCGCAGGCACAGCAAUCCCCGCUCUGCACUGACAAUUAUUCUCAUAGAGAAGCAUUGAAAUCAAUGAUCCUCUAUUAGAAGCACUGACUUCCACUUUGUGCUGGGGCUUUCUGAAGUUCCAAAUUCUUUCGAAAUCUGCACUUUCAUGAAGUGAAAAAGAGGGGCAAUCUACUAAACUAUGAAGCACUUGGGAUUUAGAGUGUUCUUUUAAACUCUUUUUUUCUCCAUAUAGCUCUGUUCCUAUCAGUCAGAAACGCUCUUGUGAAGAAUAUAGAGCUAAUGAAUUCAAAUGCAUUAUUACUAUAAAAAUAUAAAAUCACAUAUAAGCAAUAUGAAUAAAAAUAUAUAACAAAAAAAAGGAUACUUGUUGUGCAGCAAAUCCGUAUGAUUAUUUUCAUCUGUAGAGGUUUAUGCAAUACAUACAGUAAGCCAGGCAUGUACAAAAAGGAUCACAAUCUCCAUAGAAAACCUUUUAGUGUUGAUUAAAGGGAAAAUACAGCAGUAUGUUUACUCUCACCUGCUUCCCCCCUCUGACUAUACCAUGGCACACGUUCAGCCAAUAACCUGUUCCCUAUCGCCCAGUAUUAAACAGCACAGCAUCAGUGUUUUCCUGGCUUCAACAGGGAAAUGCAUCAGAUAUUGCCAUUUGACUGUUGUGUCCCAUCCAGGGAAAAGCAAGAGUGGGCAACUUGUGUGCCACUCACUCCGACCAGUUUAUUCAUUUCUACACUGCCCACCUUCAGAUACUCUAAAGGCUUGUAAAGGCUUCCCAGUUGCAACCAAUGCUGCUGAAGCCAGUAUUGCUUUUCCACAUCUUCAGCCCAUAACUGAAACUCAGCUUCCAGUGUGCAACAGUAUCACCCUAGCAUUUUGCCAGUCACGUAGGCAAAUGGUGGCAAGUAUAUCCACACCACCAACGCAGUCAGACCAGGGGAAAGUAAGUGGGAAGUGUCAACUGGUAACCCAUUUGCUCUGUUGGUGGAGCAGGCAAAUCACUUUUACACUGCCUUCGAGCACCUGAGAUGCACCAGAGUCUCAGACAGUGAACUGUUAAUCAUUCUAAACAGCUUUGAUUCCUAGUCCUAACAGCUAUCACAUUGAAUGUAGCCCCAUGUAGCAAAAGCACAGCUUAGUGGAAAGGGGCAUUGACAGGGCUAGGAGUUGGGCAUAGCAGGAAGCUAUGUAGGGAUAGGUGAUUUAGAGGGUAAGGGGCUGGGGUAUAUAAAUAGGCAGCCAUAUUAGGAAAAUUACCAGAUUUGACUAAUUACAUGACGUAAAGUCAUGAUUUUAUUAAGGACACGGAGGCGAAUAUUAGGCUUAUCUCUUUCUUUUAUUCCUCAGCAGCAAAGAAAGCGAAGGUAUUCAUAGUAUAGAAAAAAAUGAACAAAUACACUCACAGGGUUAAUCAUUACAUCACUAUAUCUUAGCCUAUGGGAACAGGCAACAUAUCAUAUACUCCCAUGUGACCCCCAUCUCUUCCUCUUUCCUGUUGAUGCCGAAGCUAAUAAUCUAUAACAACAACUAACAAAUUAACUUAAUCAAAAACAAAAACAGGCAGUAAAGACAACAAAUUCCUCCAUGUACAAUCAAUACUUAUUACGUACCUGGGUUGGGUUACAAAACUCCAAAAGUACCAUUUCUGGGUUGGCUAAUACUCGCCUCCGUGUUUUAGCAGGGCCGGCGGAUGGGCCGGCGGAUGGGCCGGUGGAGGCCAUGGGAGAGAGGUCGGAAUUAACCGGGAGUAUAUCGGACGCGGCUAGGCAGCACGCGUAUGUCUUGUUCCUGGCCGUUAGGGGUGUCCCUCAAACAGGACAUAAAGGGGAAAUUGUGGUAGGGUGAGUUUUGCUACAUUUUCUCGCUUCUUCCAUUAGAGAACUUUAUUGACCUCAAGGAGGAGGAAAAGAAAGACAAAAAGGAGGAGGAAGAGAAACGGAAGAGGUAUCGUAAGAUACCGAAAUCUUUCAGGGAAUUGAUUGAGGGCGUUCUGCGUCCUGGCCAGUGUGCUUGGCGAGAAGUCGCCAGGGCUGUGUUCAUCGUUGUUCUGCAACUUGGACGGGAUAUGGAUGGCAUACUGCACGUACGCCGGGCUCGCACGGUGAAGGUAUGAUGAGCAGUUUCGGCAGCCUCUUGCAGCUAAUCCGGGUACGUGGGACCAGAUGGACCUACCUCUAUGGAUGAAGCUGAUGAUUGUGCAAAAAGCACAGCCCUUUUGGCAAGCUACUGGCGCCAACGGUCAGUCCGCUUCAUCAGCCACGUUCCAAAAAGGCUUACGCUGGCUCUCCAAUGAGGGUCAUAGCAAGUGGGGGUCGGCAUGUCGCUUUAAGCACGAGUGCUCAGGUUGUGGUGGUGCCCACGGACUCAAUAGGUGUUUCAAGCAAAAUAAGGCAGGGGGUGCCGGGAUGUCUGCCCCAGCGUGGUUGCACCCCAGUGAAGUUAGAUGCGACGUUGACGUGGCUAAGCCAUUAUGGUGAAAGAGCUGAUGCCAAAUUGUGGAGGCUGCUUUUCGCUUGCUACCUGUUCACCCGGACUGUCAUCACUUGCUGGGUUUCUUUGAAGGGGGGUAUUUCGUCGACUUGUGUCUACCGAUGGUCUGUUCGAUUUCUUGCUUACUUCAAGAAAUUCAGUUCUUUUUUGGAGUUGGUGGUUCGGAUGAAGGAGGGGAGUAAGUUGGUGGUGCACCAUCUGGAUGAUUUUCUGUGAGGGGCCGGCAAAUUCCUUGACCUGUCUUCACCUGCUGCGAGCCAUCGAGUGUGUGGCAUGGCAGUGCGGAGUUCAGCUCGCAGUGGGUAAGACCGAUGGAGUGUCUCAGUUUUCUGGGCCUUGAACUUGAUUCGGAAAAAGGUGAGUGUUGGCUGCCUCAGGAUAAGCUGGUGGGGCUGCGUGGCGUGGUAACGGAGGUUCCACGGGCACGGAAGAUGACGCUUCGGCAGCUGCAAUCGCUCCUAGGGAAGCUCAACAUUGCUUGCAGGGUGAUUCCGAUGGGGCAGAUUUUCAGCCGGAGCCUGCCUGGGGCUAUGGCGGGGUUCAGUCGCAACACCAUUUCAUAAGGGCUGGUCUGGAGGUGUGGGAUGCGUUUUUGCAGGAUUUCAACAGUACGGUGUUCUUCCAGAAGGCGGGGGUUUUGGUUGCUGAUCUUGAGUUCUUUAUGCACGAGUCGGGUAACUUAGGCUUCUUUACGGAUAACAUGUCUAUCGUACACGCAGUCCAUAAUCUGUCUGCUUCGUCGAAACCGGUGGUGCGUCUGUUGCAGCGCUUUGUUUUGCUCUGUAUGUCACUCAAUGCGGUUUUCUGUGUGCGGCUUGUGCCAGGGUAUUUGAACGUGGUGGCUGACGCUUUAUCUCGAUUGCAGUGGUCCGGUUUCGGAUGGUGGCACCCGGAGCGCAGGAGGUGGGGCAGGCCGGAUGAGAUGUGGCAGCUUGGAGCGUCUUGCUGGGGGGAUACGUGAGAGGUUCUUUGGCACCGGGCACGUGGGCUGCAUACAGUAAGGUCUGGGACUCACGGGAAAGCUUGUGUGCCGUGAUGGGUCAGGCGCUGGUGGGGCAGUCGCGACUCAAUGCCUUGCUUUGGUUUAUGUUCAGGUUGUUAGCAGGGGCACAUCACCUGUGGUGGUGGAUAGGAAUAGGAUAGGAAAAUUUUAAGGGCUUCUGUUUAGCACGGUGUUUCUCUUGGCCUUCUUUGGCACAUUUCGCUUCGUGGAACUGGUAAGUGCUAACCGGGUGGCUGGUGGGGGUACUCAGGUGUCUGAUGUGCGCAUGCACAAGGGGUGACUUGUGCUUUACUUGGCAGGAUCCAAGACCGAUGUCAGGGGCUUGGGAAAGGACUUUACACUGUGUGCUCUUCCGAGUUCAACGUUGUGCCCGGUGGCUGCAGUUUUGGGUUAUCUGACUAGGAGGCCCAAGGUUGGGGGAUCGUUAUUGGUGCAUGCGGAUGGUUCUUCCCUGUCUCGCUUUCAAUUUACCAAGGUUUUUAAGUUAGGCUUGACAAGACUGGGAUUACAUGCUGGUAAGUUUGGGACUCAUUCCAUCUGCAUCAGGGCAGCAAUGGAAGUGACAAGGUUGGACUUGGGAGAGGCCCUAUUCAAGAGAAUUGGGAGAUGGGAGUUGAUGAGGUUCCACUCAUAUGUGCGUUUGGGGUUGUUGGAUUGAGAAGGGUGGGCCUGGGGGUUCUGUGAGUCGGUGUUGAUGUUUUUGUUUGUCUCCCUAGGUAAAGUCGCCUGGAUCGUUGGGCACUCAUUCGUUUUCUGGGUCGAGAAAAGGGCUGCAGCUCAAGUUCAGGGUCAGCAGCUGGGCUUUCCGCUGGACCAGUUAGUGAUUCGUUGGUUCGGUUACAGUUGAUUUUGUUUGGGGAACGUAUGCAAUGCUGUGUUUCGGAAGGUAUCGGGUAGGGGUCGGCCUGAUAUUCUUGUUCUUCACGCAGGGGGGAAUGAUCUGGGCCUGGUACCGCAGCGUCAGCUUGUUAAAUGGAUGAAGCAGGACAUUAAUAGGUUGAGGGACCUGCUUCACGGGGUAAUGUUGUUUUGGUCCGAGAUCCUUACAUGGCGGCAGUGGCGGCACACAUGUGACCCAUUAGCAAUCGAUCGCUGCUGUGAACAGGUGAAUGGCUUAAUGGCUAGUUUUGUCAGGAAGGUGGGGGGAGUGGUAGUGAGGCAUCGGGAGUUGGAGGUUGGGUUGCCCGGUUACUAUCACUUGGAUGGAGUUCAUCUCUCCGAAGUGGGGUGGGACCUUCUGAACCUGGGUUAGCAGGAAGGGUUGUUUAAAGCACUGUUUCUUCGGGGUGGUGUAGCUCAGACGGCUUAAGGGAUCAAGGACUGAGCUUGUGGUGGGAUAGGUAGCUGAAGGAUAAGAAAUAGGCUCUCAUUUUUGCAUGGUUUGGAGAUGGUUUAAGAUGGUUCUUGGUAACUUUGGUAAGUUUCAAGCUUGUCGGUGGCUCAGAACCUGGUGAGGUAGGGGUAUCCAGGUAUACCCCUACCAUGGUUAAUAAAAAUGUUGGCACUUUAAAUUAUGUUCAUGUUGAAAAACUGUUAUAUGUUAUGUGUUUAUAUAUGGUUCAUUGCCUUUUAUAUCUAACUGUGGGGAUACUGUGGGAAUACGGACACGGUAUGGAGGGGUGUGGAGCAAUGACCUUUUAAUGUUUAAAGUUAUUACUAAUAAUAUAUUUAUUUAAUAAAAGCUGUGGACAAUUUUGACCCAUAUACCCUAGUGUCCGUGUUUUAUUGGGUUAGGUAUGUGGGGGUGUAACGAACGCUGGUAUUGCAAGUACCCGUUCGUCUGUUUUCUCCUGAACUGCUAGAGGCUGAGUGAUUAUACCUCGCAGUUUGGUUGUUGAUUCGAAUGUUCUCCAAAUGACGUACAGCAUCCAAGUAUAUUCCUCAAGCAAAUCAGAUGGAUACACAAACAUUAGUUUAACUAGAUGAAGGGUACAACAGGAAUGGUUUGUUCAGGCUAACCGCCCUGUUUAUAUGCAGUUACAAAUGUACAGGGUUCAUGUUGACGUAUUUCAGGGGCAUUCCCCACUGGACCUGAGAGGUGACAGUGACAAAAUGCAUUCUGCAGUUACAUUGGCUCUCAGGUCCAGGACACUCCUACAUACAAUAAUAUAAUCCUUCCCCUGUACUUGGGAGAAAAUUGAGUCAAGCACUAUACUAAACUCAAUUAUCUCCAAACACGAAAAACACACAUUUCCACAAAACCCAGAAUGUACCCCAAACUCCAUGGAAACCCCACUAAAGUCAUAUACCCUGAUGCCCUGAUCUGGGGGACCAACAUAUUAAAAAAUCACCCAGAUCGGUUCAGGGGUUUGGGAGUUCCAUAGAAGUCUUAAUUUGACCGACCACACACGAGGCUCCUGCUCAAAAAUAGUUCCAUGAAAUUAGGCUGUGCUGUCGGUCUAUUUCGAAAAGUCUAAAAACCGAACAAAUCCACAAAUGGUUCCUCUGGCUCAUUUGUUUUCCUAGUUCGUGGGAACAAACCUACCGGAUAGCGCUCUCCUGGCUGGUCGGUGAAAGGAAGCAGCGAAGUUGACCGGCAUUCGGGAAGUCGAGUGUUCGAUUUUAGUUCCAGAUACUCGACGACCAAGUCCAGCUGCCUUCUUUUGUGCGAACAAGAGAGAGCACUUAAUUUGCGGAUUGCUUCGUAUUUAAUGAGCCAGGGGUGUGAAAAUCAAAGGAAAUGAAACAAAAGGUGUAGUUUCUUCACAGGAGGUUUUUGUUAAGAUUCCGCCUGCCCAUUUGGUGACUAUGCACCUUGUGACGAAAUCCACUUCGCCACUGGUUUUUCGAGGGACCUGUUUGCUAGCCUCCUACCCUGGGACUAUGGGCCCUGUUAUAACCCAUGUUCAAAAGUACUAUUUCUGUCCCUUGGACUUUUAACUGGAACAGAUUCAAACAUGCGGCGGUGGCCAUCUUAAAUUGUCCAGCGGUGUUUUGUCGUUGAGUGUAUGGAACUGUUUUGAACAUGGGACCAUAUGCAGGGUGGGGCAAAAAUAAGACUUCCAGGAAAUUCCUGAACCCCUUAACCGAUCUAGGUGAUUUUUGGAUAUGUUGUUCACCCAGAUCGUGGCUAUCAGGGGAUGUGUUGUAUUUUGGGGUACUUUUUGGGGUUUGUAAAAAUGUAUGUUUUUUCUGUUUAGAGUUAAUUGGGUUAGCCCAUUGUCUUUGUUAACUGAAUCACAGGCAGAGGGGAGGGAUUGUGUACACUGUAGGGGAGUUUCUGCAUGUAAGACUGGUUUGUUAAUUCUGUGUCCUGUGCCCCACAAGGUCCACCUGGGCGUCAACCUUGUGGGGAAAAACUGUAUGAAAACUCAAGCUGUUCGAUAAACCUUCAGACUUGUUCUACCCUUCAUGAAGUUUCAGCUUAUGUUUGGGGGAUUGGAGAACUACCUACACUCUGGGGAUUGCUAUAAUCACUAUACUCCCCAGAGUAUAAUCACUAAGCUCUUGUAAGAGCUUGUUCCUGUUUCUGCUCUCUGGAUUACAAGAGAGGUUUACCAACUGGAAGCUGGAUCCUGGUCUUGGGUCCAGAGUGGGUGGAAGACGGCGAGACCCCAACCAAGCUGCGGCGGUUCGUGGGGUCUGCGGUGGUUAUGGUGUCUAGUGGAGUGCUUGGAGCCCUCAGGAAGCACUAGGAGCAUCCGUCAAACGGAGGUACCCAGUCGGGGUGCCAGGCGAUCCGUUACACACCUGUCAGAAGAUUUUGAAAUAUGUGUCAGCUUUGGCUAGUAAGUCAAAGGAUAAACUGCUAAAAUAACUAGAAUGCAGCUGUAUACCUAAAAAGAUACAAUUAACAAAACAUAGAACUAGUGGGAGCUGCAGAGAUGCUUAAUUUAACAACAGGAUGGUACAGACUGGCUAAUGAUUUAAUAGGAGUCUUGGACUGAUAGGUUAAAGGAAGAUACGUCAUCCGGAUCAUGUGUGGACAUUAGGGACUAACCCCAUAUAAGAAACAAUAAUUGAUACUGCACUCAAAAUAAAGCAAAAAGAUUAUAUUUAAUCAAAGAUAGUGAAUCAAUUUCAUAUAUAUAUCAGAUAUGUACAAAAAAUGUGUACAGUCAGCUUUUGAGGGUCAAAAGAAUAAUCUCACAAGAAGAUCAGGUCAAUUUAGGAAUGGAAUUUAUGUGCAAUAAAUUUAUACAUAGGGGCUACCCAGUGGAAUUAGUUGAACAACAAAAAAACAAGGUCUUGGGAAUAGAUAGAGACUUGGCGCUUAACCCCAUUGGCAUUAGAAAAGCGAUAGAUAGAAUUCCUUUCAUUUCGCCAUUCACACCCUACAGCCACGAUAUUAAGAAAAUUAUAAUGAAACACUGGAACAUAUUUGAGGGUGACGCUAACCUACCAAAUGAGUUUAAAAACCCACCUUUAUUCUCCUACCAAAGAGCACAAAACUUAAGAGAUAAAUUGGUAAAUUCUGAUAUAGGGAGUAGUCGGAAACACAAAAGAUUUUUUUCAGAACCCAAGAGGGGUACCCACCCUUGUUUAAAUUGCAUACAUUGCAACAGUAUAAUCAAGGGUGAAUGCUUUGUUCACCCACGAUCAGGCAAGUCAUAUAAAAUACCUGACUACUAUACGUGCAACUCUGACUAUGUGGUUUACAUUUUGAAGUGUCCAUGUGGGUUUCUCUAUGUUGGAGAGACGAUUAGACCUGUAAAAGAGCGUAUUGGAGAACACAAAAGGGACAUAAGAGCAGCUAUUCAGAAAGGGACCAGUGAGAAACCUGUACCGAGGCAUUUCUUACAACAAGGACAUGGUGUCAACCAAGUACGUUUCCAGGUUAUUGAUGGUAUUAAACCCCUACGGAGAGGGGGAGAUAGACAGAAAGCACUGCUACGUAAGGAAACAAAAUGGAUUAGUAUUUUGGAGACAUUACACCCAGACGGGCUGAAUGAGGACUAUGACCUCAAACAUUUUCUGUGAAGCUAUUUAUGAAGGGUGUAUACCUGCAUACCUCCAGCUAGGGAGUCCAUGUUCUUUGUCUCCCAGACUUAAUAUUGUACUCUCAUUCUAUUUUUACAGUAUACACUUUGGUCUAUAUGUGGCACGUCGGUCUCUAUUAUCCCUUAAAGAGCUCUAUAAUAGUUGACCAAGUGUGGUCCGCAACCCGACAGAAUGCGGGGUCCAACAUAAGAGAACCCAUGGGCAUCUUUCACACACUACACUGCUGGUGAGUAUGCCCUUUUGCUAAAUUUUCAUAUUUUCAUUUUUCAUUUUUUCAUUUAUUCAUUUUUUCACUUUUUCAUUUUUGGUUGAAGGAACUAUUGACCUUCUGAUUAUCUGUUGCAAUAUUACAUACAAAAGUACUUUAGGAUUAUCAUUAAGAACAUAAGUACAGGGUUGAUUCAAUUUCAUGACUGUGCCCCCACUUAUGAAUCAACUUUCCUCUCAUAUUUGAAGUAAUACCCUUCUGUAUAUCCUACAAAUAGCUUGUAGGUUUUGUCAUGUAUCUUUGUUUUUAAAAAUAUACUAAGAGUGUGUAUUUAUGUCCUCUAGGUCCUCUUACUUUAUCUCUCCAUACCUUGUAUUUAUGUAUAUUAGCAUUUUGUAAAUUUAUAGUACUUAAUGCCAUUAUCUUGGUAUUAUGUACUUUGUCAAGCAAUUUUUCUCCGGCAUAACGCAGUCAGCAGGAGUACGCAUGCGUGAGUUAAACUAUUACACGCAUGCGCACACGGAGAGGAGCACGUCAUGACGUCAUGUGCGUCAUUACGUCAUUCGGACGCGACCCGCGCGAACAAGCGGGCGCGCCGAAAAUGGAUAUAAAUAUGGACUCAUUACUUCCUUUUUUCUACACAGGGCCUUUGAAGGGGCUGAAGGGUCCCGAGCGCGCAGCCCGUUUAUCCUGUACAAGAGUCUACAAGAAGUCCACGCUCUGGACAUAUUUGACCCGGACUAUCCAAGGAUCUGCCAAGUACCUGCUAUAUCCAUCACCUUCAACCAACAGGAGAGGAAUAGGAGGAACAGUCUACAAUUUGCAACUCAGAUAACUUCAUCUAGAACUGGACUUUUCCUUUCUCAGCAAAGCAUAUUGGUGAGAUCCACCCAUAUACAAUAGUGUGUACACACUGGUGACUGUAUAUACAACUUUUUUCAUUUUUUUAUUUUUUAUUUUUUUAUUUAGUUUUUUCUCUUUUUUCUCCUUUUUUUUCCUUUUUUUUCUCUUUUUUCCAUUUUUGAUUUUUUAAGGAAUUUGUUCAUUUUUUCAAUUUUUUCUAUUACUUUUUUCCAUUAUUGUAUAUAUUGUAUAUACUGUAUAUACUUUUUUUGUCCACACUGGUCAAUAAUCCAGAUUGAGAAUUUCUCAUACUACUUCAAAGUGUAUUAUACUCAUAUGAAUUUAACUUUUAUUAUACUCAUAUGAAUUUAACUCUUGUAAGGAUACCGUGUAUUUUACAUGAUAUUACACUGGUUGCCAUAGGAUACUUGUCAUUUACAGUAUCCUUUUUUUCACAUUUUUUGUACAUAUCUGAUAUAUAUAUGAAAUUGAUUCACUAUCUUUGAUUAAAUAUAAUCUUUUUGCUUUAUUUUGAGUGCAGUAUCAAUUAUUGUUUUUUAUAUUAUUUGGAGGUUAAUGGGCCACCUUGAUUACUUGCACCGAAACGGAUAUGAGAGUGCCUGUACAUUUAUAUUUUUUUGUAUAUAACCCCAUAUAAGGGAGGCACUUGAAAUGGUGGGUAGGCCGAAGUUUUUAUUUUGGCACUUUUGUAUUUUGAUUUUAGCUGUAUGGUUCCUGAGGAAGUUCUUACUUGGAAUGAAACGCGUAGGACCUGGGAUUCUUUUACUAUUUUAUCUAUUUUUAUUUGCAAUUCAUUGCAAUAAAUCAUUUACUACUACCUACCUGCCUUUUAGUUUCCUGGUAUUCUGCUUCUAGUCCUGAGAGAGAGCGAGGACACAAGAGAGCCAGGCCCCUGUCCCUUCCAGGGGAUGCAUGUUGAGAUGCUUAAAGAUUACAGUGUGACCUCGGUUUACGAAUUUAAUGCGUUCUCUGGGACGUUUCUUAUUGCGAAACAUUUGCAAACCGAAACGCGGUUUCCCAUAGGAAUGCAUUGAAAACCAAUUAAUCCGUUCUGGAGGUCAGAAAAAAGUCAAAAUGAGCUGGCAUGGAAACCAACCCACAAUGCAGAACACACAAUAAAAUACAUGCAAACGACGAAGCUCAGCUCCCUAACUUUCCACAGCUUGAGAAAUGCACCAAAAAGUCCCAAAACAACUGCAAACAAUUUCCAGAAUCUCUCCAAAACUCAAUGCAAAAACAGCUCCAGCACCUCCACACUCGAUGCCACAAGCUACCCACAGACUCCAGUAUACAAGGGGCGGUGCUAUAAACCUCCCAGCUGCAAUGCAUCCUUGGGAAACUUGCUUUGAACUGCAAAAAAUAUUUGUAAACCGAGGCAUUAUUUUCAAUGGAUUUUCAUUUGUAAACCGAAAAUUAUGUUAACCGAGGCAUUUGUAAACCGAGGUCCCGCCGUACUUUCGUCUGUAACUGCAUUCACAUUGCAACAGUAUUCAUACUUGCGUACAGUAUUACACUAUUGUGACGAGACCAAUCUCGCCACAUUGCAUUGGAGAAGCCCGGUUGCUCGCCUGCUGCCUUUGGACUAUGGUCCCCUGUUAAAAGACAUCUUUUUUACCUGCAGAAAAGCUUCAUUCGUGCUUUUCUGCCUGGGGUUCGGUAGAUUUGGUUGAAUGUGUUAUACCCCAGAUAGGAAUCCCAUGGAGCCCAUUCGUAUGAAACUGACUGUAAAGACUUUGGCUCCAUGGCGAUUAAACUGUAUUCGUGUGGUCUGAGCGCCAUUCGCUUAAUAAUGUGCGCUCGGACCUGAGCUAUCUGGGGAUAUGUUACAUGUCUGUGUUUUAUGUAAUAAAUGUGACUUUAUGUAUUUUAAAGUGUUUUGUGUCUUUUUGCAACCAUGUGCUUAAUGGAGUCUUGUGUCUGUCCUGGGAGAUAAUUGAAUUACUCUCCAGGAUAGAAGACUCUGAAACUGGUUUGGGCCAGAAAGCCAUGCUUCAUUUAGUCACAAAGAUACUUUUUACUAACUUUUGAACCCCUUGUCUGAUUUGUGCCAUUUUUUAAUAUGUUGCUCCCCUGAAUGGAUUGAUUCCAAAUAUGUAAUUUGUAUAAAGAUUGGAUGUAUGGUUUUAAAGUUACAGGGUAUGGGGAAAAACUGUUCUGUUUUAAUUAUGUUAUGUGAUUAUCUGAGGGAUGGGAAUUUCCCCGAAUGUAUAUUGUUCCGAUUGGUUAUACUGCUAAUUAUGUGGGUGUCUCCCUUGCAUGGGCAGAAUCUCAUAAAAGCAGAGUGUGUGCCAUUAAACAUCAGACCACUGCUUGACCCUCAACACAGAGCCUUGUCUCGUUCUUGGGGGGAUUCACUGUAUGCUGUUAGAGACUGAUUGCCAGGAGUGAAAGCUGAUUGUCUGCUUUUCCUGUUCGUCUGCUAGCAGCUAUUUGGGAGGUUCCAGUUCGGGAGUUGGAGUGCUAUUUUGUAUCCAGUUCGGGAGUUUGGUGUUCUGCAGUAGCUGUGCCUGUAUCUCUGGAAAGGGGGCCGAUCGCCUAAACGUUUUUUUACCCCUUGUGUGCAAAACGGUCCGUUACAACUAUGCUUUGUUAAUUGUAUCUGUUUAGGUAUACAGGUGUAUUCUGGUUAUUUAUCAGUUUAUCCUGACACUACAUAGGAUCACUAUAGGGGAAAGUGAUCUUGGGAAUCUGUAUACAAAAGCUAGGUUUUGCAAUUUUUAACUCUAUUGUGCUCAGUUUGGUGUAUAUAUGUGUACAUUUUAUUGGCUAUUAAGUGUAAAUAAUGUACUUAUCCACCAGUUUUUUCAGGUCGCAACUAAAAGGCUAGGAAAAAACUAGUUGUAGGGGAAUCAACCCUGUCUACUCCCAAUUUUUCAAUUUUAAGCCUCCAUCCAAUGCCAGUGAUGGGUGGGCAUGAUAUAGAGCCUUUCUUGGCAGUAACUUGGCAGUGUGAACUGCUUGCUCACUGUUUAGUAGAUAUUUCUCCAUUUGUAAUAUGGUGGAAGGAGGCUUAAGGGAGGUAUUCUACUUCCAUUAAAUUAAUGUGGGGGUCAUAUUAACCCCCAUAGGAUUUUUAAAAUGUAUUUUUUAAACAACACUCUUGAUUCAACUGAAUAUUUUUUCUGGAAACAAUCACAUGAAUGAAAUUCAUUCUCAAUGGAAAGGUACAUUGGUGAAAUGUGGUUUAUCCAAACCAAAAAUGUUUUGCCUUGUACAAUAUGUAAGUUCAGUAUGUAUUAGUCUUGUCCAGUUGAUUUUGAAAUUAAUAACAUUUUGUCUGAUAUGGCUAUUAGGAAGUGUUUGAAUUUCCAAAUCGACAAAAACAAAUGGAUCCCUAAAGAAUACAUUUGUUGAGGUAAGGAUAGCUAAUUAGGGAGUUAUCUACUAAUCAAGAGAAAAUGUUAAAUUAAGAAAAUGGCUUUUCUUAAUUCUGAUCAUUCAGUUGUUUAGUAGAUUGCUUCCUAAUUUGGUAUCCUUAAAUAUGGCAGUCACAAAUAAAGAUCAGUGCAUUAGGGAGUUAUCCACUAAACAGCUGAAAUAUCAAAAUUGAGAAGAGGGCUUUAUAUAAUUUUGAUAUUUAAGCAAUUUAGCAAAUAACUCCCUAAAUUGGUACUUUUAGAGUUUUGUGACUGACACCUUCAUUCAUUCCCCAUAGGAAAAAUUUAGAUUUAUAGGAAUGAAUUGUAAUAACUAACGCACCAAAAGAAAGAUUUCCACCAUGCACAUAUCUAGUAUUUACUGUAUUACUUAAUUUAUGUCAAUUAUUAUUAGACAUCCAUUUUAGAUCUUUACCAGUGUUCAUUCUCUUUCCUCACAUGUUCUCUUUUUACUGUUUAACUUUUUUUCCCCCAUCUGUUUAAUCGGUAUGUCCAGCUAUGACUGGUAAUUGGUAAAGAGCACUGUUAUAACAAAAAAAAAAUUCUAAUCGCAGGUGUCCAAAUCCUAGUCAAAAUCAUUUUAUGAAUAGUUGCCACAAUUUGAAUAAAUAUGCUCCAAUGCCUGAUACCACGGAUCAGUGGCCCUGUAGUAAAUUAUUUUUUAAAUUAUGGUUGCUUUUUACAAUUGUUCUAAAUAAACAUUUUUACUAAAAUGUUUUUUAUUUAAUACUUGAAAACAUUUUAAAUGAUUUGUAUGAUUUAUUAUGUGCAUACAGGUACGUCAGAUGUAAUUCUAAUCCUGCCAAUAUCCCUGGACUCAAACGUAUUUAGCAUGUUUGUGUUAUUGCAAACUCUUUCAAAAAAGCUUCCAGUUCAAUAUGAUGAUAAUUUGUGCAAGGCCUCCAUUUUGGCGUAUAUUAAGAUCUGCGCUUCACCUCUUUCGUUCCUGGUCCUUCAUCCUGAAAGAGCAUUUUUCUCUUAGCUGCUGCCCGGAGCUGUAGACUCUAUGCGUAAUAUGAUAAUACGAACAUCCCUAUCUGUUCCUCAUCAAUGUUAAGUGUUCUGAAGGUCACGGACAAUAAACUUCACUGCCAAUCACUGCCGCAAGUGGGAUUUGAAUUCUGCCUUGGACUACAUUGCAGAAAUCCUUUCUACUCCCUACUGCUAAAUUGACAAAUCCAAUUGCUGCCCCCUCUUUAGAUCCAACUUAACCGUGCCUCCGCUGAUCUCAUUUAUUUCAAUUUGCCAUGCUUUCAGUCUGCUCCUCAUUUUUUAGGAGGAAAAAAAAAGGCAUUCAGGAUUGUUGGAUUUAAAUGCAAACAUAAAUGGGAAAAAAUGUAUAUACACUCCAGAAAGUUUAUUUAGGUACAGAACGGAGUUAUUGUGUGAACAUUUGACAAUAAUUUUUUCCAUGUUAUAUAGCUACCAACAGUUCAAUAUUUACAGCAGUAGUGCCUUAUUAAAUUACUUAUUUUUCUUUUUUUUUCCCCAAGUGUCAUUUUUUGUGUAUAUGUUUGAUUAAGUCAUUCCUGUUGAUUGCAUAUUAUAUGAUUAGUAUGCUUAAUUGUUGUUAAUUGAUAUUUUCUGUUAUAUAGGUAUAGCUGGUUUUCUGAUAAAAAUACAAAAGGUCAUGAAGCAUUGUCUCUCUCCUUAAAGGGACACUAUUGUCACUAAAACAAUUUUAGCUUAAUGAACCAGUUUUUGUGUAUAGAUCAUGCCUCUGAAGUUACCCUGCUCAAUUCUCUGCCAUGUAUGAGUAAACUCACUUUUGUUACUGUUUAUGGCGCUGUAGACACACCUUGCUGGCUGUGACUCACACAACCUGCAAGAAAGAAAAUGGUUUCAUUUGCAAUCAGAUGUUAACUUACCUGUUCUUAAUUUGAUUCCCUGCUCUGUAAAUUUAACUUUAAUCACACACAGGAGGCUCUUGCAAGGUCUAGCAAGUUAUAAACAGAGCAAGAAAUUAGACAUUCAAAAUUAAACAGAAUUUGCAAUAACGGAAGUGUAAACAUUAGCUCACACUUUACAAGAAGUGUUUAGGAAGGCUGUACAAGUCACAUGUAGGGAGGUGUGACUAGGGCUGCAUAAACAGAGUGAUUUAACUUCUAAAUGGUACACAAUUGAACAGUGAGACUGCAAGGGAAUGAUCUACAUACCAAAACUGCUUCUGCCGAAGUUGUUUUGUUGACUACAUUGUCCCUUUAAGCCAACCAUUAGUGGUGGACAAGCAGUUCGUCUAUAGGUUUUUGGUGUUCAGCUCCAAAUGAGCUAAUAAAGACAUCUUGAUUACAACCACACCUUGACUUGAGCAGUUUUUGUGCCUGAGAGUGGUUGUGAAAAUGGGAGUGUUGGGUCACCUAGUGGAUACAAAGCUGAAUAAAUGGGGCUUCUUCUUUUCCAGGAGUGGGAUAGAUACUUUGUUAUGAGAAGGUGAGGGUUGGGGGGACGGACUUCCACUUACCCUCAUGAGGCUGCUCUGCCAUCUAUCUUCAUUCUUAUAUCCUACUCUCUUGAGGUUCUUCUCUGGUGAAUCUUUUCCAUCCUGGAAGGAAUUUUUGAGUUUUGUGGGGUCUCCUAGAAGAUUCAUGGAUUCUUUUCCAGUGCCAUCUUGACAGCCUGUAGUGAUUGAACCAGAGAUGAGUAUUGAGGAGUUGCCCCUCCACUACCUAAUAGCUAUGCUGUACCUAACCCCACUAUUCUUGUCUCUCAUCUUUCUACCCAUACUGUUUCUUCCCUUCCUUCUACCUCUGUACCCCUCCCGUUUCUCCUGCUCUGUCUGUUUUUUCUCCCUCUUCCUUCCCCUGAUCCCUGCCCAACUGAGGCUUUAAACAGCUUAUUGCUAAUUUGGCCUCUUUGUCAUCCAUAUCUAUUUCAGCUCCGGCUUCCUUGGUGCAUACAACUUUCCUCUUCCUUAUUUUCUGCAUUUCUGGCGACCGGAACUUCUGAAGACUCUGGUGGCCACACCUGGUGCUCAUGGGGAGAAACAACAUGGCAACCACGAGCGCACCAGAAGUGAUGCACAGAUCUGUACUUCUCAAGGUCAUGGAAGCCCCUCACGGUUCUACAGGUCUUCAGGAAGUAGGUUAUGAUCUAAAAAGGUUCCAGGACGUGGCUGGGACAGCAUACACAUCAACUGUCUCUUAAAGGAGCCAUGGAAUCUUUUGUUAGGGCUGCUCCUGCAUUGUCUUUCCUAAUUUCAGCUGUGCCACUGUCUGGGUUUUUCUCUGUUAGUUGCUAUGUUAUGCUGUGUGACACAGACAGAUCACCUGCAUUUGCACCUGCUUCAACUGAGCUUUAUUCUGGCAUAUUUACCAUACCAGAUCAUGGAGAGGUGACUCCUUUAAAGGGGAUAUGCUACAUGUCUGUGCUGACAUAUAUGCUGGGUCCACGGUAUGUUCUGUCUAUGCUGUCUUGAAUCAUUCUCUUCUUGUUUCUGCUUCAUCUGCUUCAGCUUUUGACUUGGCCAAUGCCCUUGGUGCUCCUGUUUUGUCUGUUUUACAUAAAGUCUUAAGAAGCAUGGAGCUUCUUAAGCCAUAAGAAGACAUUCUCAGUAGUCUUCAGGACUGGUUCCAUUGAAUCAAGUGACCACACUGGCAUCACCAAGUGUUCCAGUGCAGCCGCUGGUGGUGUCUUCCACAAGAUCGUGACUCACAGACCUCCAGGAAUGGCGAUGAGUUUUUACCUCCUACUCUUACAUGAUCCACACUCUCCCUUGCAUCUGACGAGCCUGGAUCUGAGGAAAUAGGGUCACUGGGGAUAUCCACUAGGGGGCACAAGCUCAUACCUCGCUUGCUGCAGAUGAUGUUACUAGCACAGGGUCACUUUGGCCACUCGAGUGCUGGGGGAUUUCCUCAGUUCUACCCUACCUUACCCAUGGACACUUUAGCUGUGCAAUGCAAGGUGACUUGUACCCUAUUCCAUAUACUCUUUAGACGUGCAUUUGAAAUCUAAAGUUAAUGUAAAAAUUUGUGAGUGUCCCCAUCUUUGACCUGUCUAUGGAAGCCUACCGACUUUAUGAGCAGGCUGAUGAUAGGUCUGGCCUUAAGCAUUCCACGCAUUCAAAAUCAUUUGAGAACUGACAGUGAUGCUUUUGGGUUUUGGCUUUCAGUUUUUAUUCCUGAUUUUUGGAAAAGCACCUCGAGUAAACCAUCCUUAUUCUAAAAUAUAUGGAGAUGAUAGAUUAUAUCUAUCACUAUUUUAAAAAGGGGGUCUGGAGAGAAUAUCAUUCAAAAUUUCAUAGACAUUUAUGCAUCUUUGGUGGCAUUUGGGCCUUGAGAGGGUCUUGCCAUCAGAGGGUUCUUCUUUUUCCAGCAUUCUUGUUCAUUUAGCCAUACAAGCGCUGUGAGUGGGGAGCUUCCUGCUCCUUUUAUCACAUCUGCAAGUUCUGCAGGGAAACCCGUGGGUUCAGUGUAAGCGACUUCCCCAGUCACAGGACUCCUCUGGUCACCCUUCCUCAUCUCUCAAGGUCCCAACUUUGUUGGAUGCAAUUGAAAGAUGACUGAUGCUUACCCCAUCAGGCAGUAGACAGAUUGGUUUCAGACUGGUCUGAGGGAGGUUUUUGUUAUUAGGUUAUUUUCCAGGUAAAGCUCCUGCUUGGGCUCUUUAGUCUGCUUUUACUUCUUCACUGAUAGGUAAAAAUUGCUAAGGAGGUCUCUUUGGGUAGAAUUGAGGGCCCCUAUUCUGAUCCUCCAAUCACUGACUUCAUGAUUUUCCCUGAAGAAGGAGUCCAUGAAAUUCACCUCAUCCAACAUUUGUCCUAUACCAAGGAGGCAUCUAUUAGUGACUCUGUUUCACCCGCUAUUUGCUCUAUCCACUAUCUGCCAUUUGAUGAUGCGGUGGAGUUGUUCCGCCAGACUGGUCAAGGAGCUUUGCUGGCAAAGCUGGAUAUAGAGUCAGCUUUUUGCCAUCUUCCUCUCCACCCAUCCUCUUUUUGA